GUCGAGUGAUGGCAUCUGCUAUGACAUUUACUUCUCCAGGUUCUUCCACUUCACCAACACCACACAUGGACCGAAUGCCUAUUGAACUCUGGUAGUUUCUUCCUUUUUUGUUUUUCCUUUGCUACACCACCAGCAUGGCCAUUCGCGCAACAAUGCCGACCUCGACAUCGGCACUUUCCUUCACAGAGACCCUGAGUCUCCUUGCGCUCUCGGUGGCAUGCUUCGCGGUCAUCGCAAACACCUUUCAGGGUGAUGGUGCUCCUCUAAUCGCCUCUCUCGCAUUCAGUGGAAUUGCCUUUGCAACUUCAUAUUCCAUGAUUCGAUGGCUUGGGCCAACGUUUAUGAAGGCUGGUUUGAAGGGGAAGGACAUGAGCAAAGCACACAAGAAGGAAAUCCCCGAGACGAUGGGAGCGGUUUGCGCGGUGGUUUAUCUUCUUGCCGUCACAAUCUUUAUACCUUUUCCUUUCUAUAAAGAUAUUGUGGCAGCAACAUCAGGAGGAGGGAACCGAGAUGUGGUGCAAACGAUUGAGAAUGUUCAAACGGGGAGGUUUCUACAUCGUUUUCCUCAUAACAAGGUAUGUUGGAACAAAUCAUAUUUGGAGCCAGGAAGUAACAAAACUAGUUGGCAGCUUAUUUAUCAGCAAUUCUUACCAUUCAAUCUGUUUCUAUCUUGGGAAUUGGCGACGACUUGUUCGAUAUCCGUUGGCGGCAUAAAUUCUUUAUCCCGGGAAUAGCUAGCAUCCCCCUCCUCAUCAUAUACUUUGUCGACUUUGGUGUAACACAUAUCGUUGUUCCAAUCCCUCUGCGACCAUAUCUGGGAGAGCUGUUGCAACUAGGAUUUUUAUACUACCUGUACAUGUUCGCCAUCGCGAUUUUCUGCCCCAACAGUAUCAACAUUCUGGCUGGAAUCAACGGAAUUGAAGUCUCCCAAUCACUUGUGAUUGCGGUUUUGUUAGCCCUGAACGAUUGCUAUUACCUUCUCAACCCAUAUCCGCACCCAGCAACCGACUCCCAUCUAUUCUCCCUGUACAUGCUUCUCCCUUUCAUUGGAGUUUCGCUAGCAUUAUGGUGUCACAACUGGUACCCAUCCAAAGUUUUUGUCGGAGACACUUACUGUUACUUUGCCGGAAUGGUUUUUGCUGUUGUAUCGAUUUUAGGACACUUCUCCAAAACUCUACUUCUGCUCUUGAUCCCGCAGAUCUUCAACUUCCUCUACUCGGUUCCACAACUGUUCCAUAUAGUGCAGUGCCCACGCCACCGGCUUCCCCGAUUCAACAGUCGAACUAAUCUCAUGGAGCCGUCAGUAACUGAAUGGCAAUAUCCUCCCAAACCAAUCAUCUCUGUAUUCUUGAAGUUGCUUGAUAAACUUUAUUUGUUGCGGGUCACCACAAAUCAAGAAGGCCAAAUAACAGAGAGCACCAAUUUUACGCUCUUGAAUUUGUGGUUGGUGUGGUUUGGACCUAAGCGGGAAGACAGAUUAGCGAUGGAGCUUUUGGCAAUGCAAACAGUCGUUGGAUUUUUGGGACUGUUUAUUAGACAUAAUUUCGCAAUGGUGCUAUUUGAGAAGGAUAACUUGUAUGGGGUUGUAUGAUAGAGUACAUAUAAUGUAUAGAUUAACUUUUGAUAGGUUUCGUGGGCUAGACAUGAUGUUCUAAUGCUUUCAAUUAUAAGCGAGGACGCCAUCUGAAUGAAGAUUCCAAAUUAAGUAUAAACA
Hymenoscyphus albidus is the source of this 1714-nucleotide messenger RNA. The record is from the annotation of a GenBank genome assembly. NCBI's taxonomy places the organism in Eukaryota, Fungi, Ascomycota, Leotiomycetes, Helotiales, Helotiaceae.